CUUUCAUUGUGGUGGGGCCCCUCCCGAGUCCUCACUUCGCGCUGACCGGAAGCCGAGGAGAUGGCGAGCCAGGUCAUCAAAUGCAAGGCUGCAGUUGCCUGGGAGGCUAGAAAGCCUCUCUCCAUAGAGGAGAUAGAGGUGGCACCCCCAAAGGCUCAUGAAGUUCGAAUUAAGAUUAUUGCCACUGCAGUUUGCCACACGGACGCCUAUACCCUGAGUAGGGCUGAUCCUGAAGGGAGUUUUCCAGUGAUCUUGGGACAUGAAGGUGUGGGAAUUGUGGAAAGUGUUGGUGAAGGAGUUACUAAGCUGAAGGCAGGUGAUACUGUCAUCCCACUUUACAUCCCACAGUGUGGAGAGUGCAAAUUCUGUCUAAAUCCUAAAACGAACUUUUGCCAGAAGGUAAGAGUCACUCAAGGGAAAGGAUUUAUGCCAGAUGGCACUAGCAGAUUUACUUGUAAAGGAAAGACAAUUUUACAUUACACGGGAACCAGCACAUUUUCUGAAUACACAGUUGUGGCUGAUAUCUCUGUUGCUAAAAUUGAUCCUUUAGCCCCUUUGGAUAAAGUCUGCCUUCUGGGUUGUGGCAUUUCAACUGGUUAUGGUGCUGCUGUGAACACUGCCCAGGUGGAGCCUGGCUCUACUUGUGCCGUCUUUGGCCUGGGAGGAGUUGGAUUGGCAGUUAUCAUGGGCUGUAAGGUGGCUGGUGCAUCCCGGAUCAUUGGUGUGGACAUCAAUAAAGAUAAAUUCACAAGGGCUAAGGAGUUCGGGGCCUCUGAGUAUACUAACCCCCAGGACUUCAGUAAACCUAUCCAGGAAGUGCUCGUUGAGAUGACUGAUGGGGGAGUGGACUGUUCCUUUGAGUGUAUUGGUAACCUGAAAGUCAUGAGAGCAGCGCUGGAGGCCUGCCACAAAGGCUGGGGUGUCAGCGUGGUGGUUGGAGUAGCUGCCUCAGGUGAAGAAGUUACCACUCGUCCAUUCCUGCUGGUAACAGGCUGCACGUGGAAAGGCACUGCCUUUGGAGGAUGGAAGAGUGUAGAACGCGUCCCAAAGUUGGUGUCCGAAUAUAUGUCCAAAAAAAUAAAGAUUGAUGAAUUUGUGACUCACAAUUUGCCUUUUGACCAAAUUAACGAAGCCUUUGAACUGAUGCAUGCAGGAAAGAGCAUCCGAACUGUUGUAAAGCUUUAAAUUCAAAAAAGAAAAAUUCUUCCAUCCUUGUAACUAAG
Messenger RNA from Orcinus orca (killer whale), 1223 nucleotides. RefSeq names its product alcohol dehydrogenase class-3-like. The record is from RefSeq and is a predicted model, not a curated record. Bases 61 to 1185 code for a protein of 374 amino acids. Gene Ontology annotation, cellular component: cytosol. Lineage: Eukaryota; Metazoa; Chordata; Mammalia; Artiodactyla; Delphinidae. The transcript has a single exon. Gene Ontology annotation, biological process: formaldehyde catabolic process. Gene Ontology annotation, molecular function: S-(hydroxymethyl)glutathione dehydrogenase [NAD(P)+] activity; zinc ion binding.